GAAGGGCAGUAGUUUUGGCUGAUGGCUGUUCCUGGAAAGGCAGCUGCUUUCCGCCUGCCUCCUCUGCCAACUAUUGGAGAGAUUAUUAAACUCUUCCGUCUCCGAGCACAGAAACAGCUUUCCCAGAACUUUCUAUUGGAUUUGCGGUUGACAGAUAAGAUAGUGAGACAAGCUGGCGAAUUGACAAAUGCGCAUGUGUGUGAAGUGGGCCCUGGGCCAGGGGGAAUUACCAGGUCUAUCCUCAAUGCUGAUGUUGCACAACUCCUUUUAGUUGAAAAAGAUGCUCGAUUUAUUCCAGGAUUGAAGAUGCUCUCUGAAGCAGCUCCGGGAAAAGUGCACAUUGUUCAUGGAGAUAUUCUUACUUAUAAUAUGGAGAAAGCUUUUCCAAAGCACUUAAAAAAGAACUGGGAGGAUGAGCCACCAAAUAUACAUAUCAUUGGAAAUUUGCCCUUCAGUGUUUCAACUCCUCUGAUCAUCAAAUGGCUUGAAAAUGUUUCUAAUAGGGAUGGACCUUUUUUUUAUGGCAGGACACAGAUGACGUUGACUUUUCAGAAGGAAGUUGGGGAGAGGCUCACAGCUAAGCCAGGAGGUAGGCAACGCAGCAGACUGUCCAUCAUGUCUCAGCACCUCUGCUCUGUUGAAAACACUUUCAUAAUUCCAGGUGAAGCCUUUGUUCCACAGCCGCAGGUGGAUGUGGCCGUAGUGCAUUUCACUCCUCUGGUGCAACCAAAGAUACAACAACCCUUUAAGCUUGUAGAAAAAGUCGUUCAAAGUGUUUUUCAGUUUAGAAGAAAAUAUUGCUGCCGUGGAAUUGGGAUUUUGUUUCCUGAAAGGGAACGCUUGAAAAAAACAGAAGAACUGAUGAUGGCGGCAGAUGUUGAUCCAACUUUGCGUCCUGUUCAGCUCUCCAUGUCACACUUCAGUAAUCUGUGCAAUGGCUAUAGGAAAAUGUGCGAUGAAGACCCAAACCUUUUCGCAUACAAUUACAGAGAAGAACUAAGGCAGAAGAAGAGAUUACCUAAAAAAAAUACCGGUUACUCAGAAUGGAUUGAAGAGGAGGAAGAGGAGAAGAAUUAG
Molecule: messenger RNA, 1077 nt
Organism: Tinamus guttatus (white-throated tinamou)
Lineage: Eukaryota; Metazoa; Chordata; Aves; Tinamiformes; Tinamidae
Gene: TFB1M
Product: transcription factor B1, mitochondrial
Biological process (GO): rRNA methylation; transcription initiation at mitochondrial promoter
Cellular component (GO): mitochondrial matrix
Molecular function (GO): rRNA (adenine-N6,N6-)-dimethyltransferase activity; mitochondrial transcription factor activity
Source: RefSeq, a predicted model, not a curated record